UUUCGGAGGGUAGUGGAAUGGCAGCAGCAGCGAAGGAGGUAAUGGGAGCGUGGAGCUGGGUUUCUCUCCGGGCCCCUCCAAGCUGUGCUCUCCCUCCCCGUUAAAUGCCUUGGGCUGCCUGCGACGCGGCUCCGUGGCCUCCCAAGGGGCGGCUGCAGCGACUUCUUCGGCUUUUGUUUCGCUCUUGGCCGCGCCGGACCUGCAGCCCCGGAGGCUGACUCAGAGCUCAGGCAGCUGGGCUUGCGAAUACAUAAGGGGCUCAAGUUGUAGAACAUUUGUGGAUAUACUUGAAGAGCACGUAAGCAAGAGGAACUGCAUCUUGAGUGUCUUAUAACAAAAUUGAACUGUUCUGGGGUCAAGCUUUGCAUUCUCCAACACUCAGAAGAACCUGCGAUUUCUAGAAUUUUAAGUGAAAAUAAGAUGACAAAAGUUUAAAAUUAAAACUCAGAAUGAACGUUGAAAAAUCAGAGAAUAAGGCAAAGAAUGGCUUGCAGUCUCCCUUAUUUAUCAGCAAUGAAAAUGGAAAUAAGUUUACAUGUAACAAAACUACAUUACCCUCAAGUAAUCAUACCACCAAUAUAAAUGGAAAUUCAGGUAGUCGAUGUAAUAAAAUGGCUGAGCAUGAAGAUAACCUGGAUUUUAAGGGUAUAAAUGAUUUCACAACUAUUUCUUUAAACCAGGAAUGUAUUGGAGUACUUGAUCUACAAAAGACUGAGGAUGAAUUUAUCUGUAGGAGGGCUUCAUUGCGUGAUACUGAUGCCACAUUUGUGUCUUCUGCAACUGAACAGGCUUGUAUUUAUGUCUUGAACCAUAACUUAAAGGAACCAACCAGCCUCCUAAAAGAGAACCUUGCCCUAAAAGGAGUGCAGAAUCAAAGUACUGAGCAACCAGUGCCUUAUAGACAGAUUGACUGUAACUGUGCAAUGCGUGUUACCCCUUUGGAAUGGAGCAAAAACUCUGAAAUCGAAAAUGAAGUAGGUUGUGCUCCUGUGGCAUUAGAUGUCUCUAGAGUCAAUGAAUCUCUUGGUAUGUUUAAAAACCAGGAGGAAACUAUGGGAAGUGAAAACCAAGAUGCAUUUCUCCCUCUGACAUUCAUCUCUUCUGAUGAAAUGUGUAUGAGAAAAAGUUUUGAUACAAGUAGCCCUGAAAAACCUCCUAGUUCGUCUGUGCUGGAAGCUUCAGGGGGCCCAAAAGCAUCAAAUUGUUCAGAUUGGGUAGUACCACCUCUUCCUUCUCCAGAUGUUGGAGGGGUUAGUGAACAACCUUUAAAAGGCACCAAUUAUGUCAAUGUAGCACAAAAUAGAGUGUCUCAAGAAAUGGAAAUUCAGUCCUUAAAACUAGUUGGUGAAUGGGUAGAUUGUCACUCUAAGAAUUCAGUGUCACCAGAGCAUUUUAAUAUGGACAAAGAUUCAAAAAAGUAUUUGCAUAGCACACCUGAACAUGCUGAAACUGACACAUCUCCAAACAGAAUGGUAACUAAUUACUCUGUAAAUGAUUUAUGUGCUCUGCCAAUACAGAGUUUUGAUCUAGGUACAGACCAAGAACAGGUGAUAGAUAAAGUGAGUGAGCAUUCAACCAAAGAACAAAAUGUCUGUGCUAAAAACACUGCUUUCCAAGAUGCACAUGGGUAUUUUGCAGUGUAUGAAUCAAUAGAAAGUACUAUACCAAAGCCAGAAGGGGCUGCUACAGCUGGGCUGAAAUGUGAGGCAACUUUUGUGGUCUUCAGUCCAACAGCUGGUGAAACCAGUCCUGAUUCAUGUAUUUCUACAUCUAUGACAGGAUCGAAAAAACCAGAAUUUUCUGUUUCAGCUUUGGCAGAAGCUGGAGAUGGGCCUUUUAAAUUGGGAAAGAAUGAUGCAUUAAUGAGAGGAUGCAAUAGAAAGAUUUCACUUAAAACCAGUUCUGAACAAAUUGCAAUGAAACCAAAAAACCGGUCUCCUAUUGUUUCUACUAUAACCAAAGCUAGAAAAGCUGAGAUUGUUAGCUUUCCAAAACCAAACUUUAAAAAUGUGAAGCCAAAAGUUAUAUCCAGAGCUGUGUUACAGUCAAAAGAUAAUGCUUCAUUAAAAAUAUCCCCGAGAUCCCCUCAACUCUCUACUGCCUCAUCACCUUCACCAGUUUCUUCCCCAAGGCAAUUGCCCUCUUCCAUCAAAGCAUCGAGGGAAAAACGUGAUUUAGACAGAGAUACUAAAGCAGAAAUACCAAUGACUAAGCCUCAUAAGCAACCUCUUAAUAAACAGCUGUUUCCUAGCCAAGUUAUACAUGCUACAACUCAUUCAAAGAACGCUUCUCACAAAAUUCCAAAAACACUUUCAGUAAAGCAGACUCCAGAAGACAUUAACAAAGCAAGCUCCUCCAAUUCAACAUCCUCCUCGGUUUCUGCUGCAGUUGUAACAUGUGUACAGAACUCAAAAGGGAAAUUGAAUGACAAAAUGAAAAGCACAAUGUCCUUGGCACAGCCUUGUGUCACAAGCACCUACUGGAGUGGAGCUGAAAAUGGGCAAAAUUGCAGUUUGGGAACUCUUUUGGAAAUGGAAGAGCUAAUAAAAGAUCCAGCAAAUGAAACAUUUGAAGUUGUCCCUGUUCCCUUGGUUUCUUCAGCUAAAACUGGGGCAGCACAAGGAAAAAAUAUACACAAGGAAGGCCCUAUCAGUCUUAGAAGUAUACCUGCCCCCAAGGUGAAAGUGGUGCCUUCUGUGUUUCGCUCUAGGCGAGGAAGCGAAAAUAAAAAUGUGUGCGCAACUAAAAUGUCAUCUCCUCAAAGAGCUGUUUUGCCAUCAAGUUCUGGAGUGGAAACUUCUUCCAGAGGGAAGCCUGCCUCCAUGAAAACAUCUCUAGCAUCUUGGACCAGUUCUGGCAAAUCACUAACUAAAUCAAAAGUACCCAUUCGGAGAACUCCUAGCAUCUCUUCAAUCAGUAGUACCCAGAGUGAGCAAAGUACUUGCAGUAAUAAUUCUACAAGUGCCACAAUCAUCAUCAAGAAUGGAGAAUGGCCUUCAAAAGCUACCUGUCAAAAUGGCAUUUCUGGAUCCAUCUCUUUGAAGCCAGUGCCCAGACCUAGAGUGUACUCCUUAAAAUCCACUCCAAAAGGAACAAAGAACAAGUCUGGUUCACCGAACCAAUGUAUACCAAAAUCAGCUGGACCAUUUCUUCCAGCAAGGAAAAUCAGUGAGCCAAGAGGCAACCAGCCAUUGGGUACUCCUGUACUAAAUGGACCCCGAAGACUGUUGUCAGUUUUCAAUUCUGUUGAGAAAGGCAAGCAGAGGAGUCCUAAAAGUUCAUGCAUACAUACACAAACCUCUCCAGAUGUGCAUUCAACUGAAACAAAAAAAUGUGAGUUGGCACAAUACAAAGCAAAAUGUGAGAACCAAAGUGAAAUUAUCCUGCAUUUGAAGAAAUUCUUGGCAAGCAGUAACCAGAAGUUUGAAGCAUUAACAGUUGUGAUCCAGCACCUACAGUCUGAGAGGGAGGAAGCACUAAAACAGCAUAAAGAGCUAUCUCAAGAAUUCCUCAACCUUAGAGGAGAGCUGGAAUGUAGCCUAAUAUACCAUGAGUUUCAAAAAUCCUGGAUUAACUGGCUAAAGCAGUCAUGUAACAGUGAGCAUAACUGGCAAUGCAGUACUCCAUUGUUUGAAAGUACACAAGAAUUAACCACUUCUGCAGCCUGUGAGAAAUUGGAGAGAGACAGGAAUGAAUUACAAGCUGCUUAUGAAGGGUUUGUGCAGAAGCUAAAUCAGCAACAUCAAAAUGAUCUGACAGAGCUGGAGGAAAGACUUAAACAAUUUUACACUGGAGAGUGUGAGAAAUUACAGAGUAUCUGUAUUGAAGAAGCUGAAAAAUAUAAAGCACAACUCCAAGAGCAGGUGGACAACUUAAACAUUACGCAUGAAAACUUCAAGUUAGAACUCGAAAACAGCCAUGCAGAAAAAAUAGAUAAGCUGAAAAAGGAAUAUGAAUCAUCUCUUUCAGAGCUCAAGAAUGCCAAUGAAUUGGAAAGGAAUUCAUUUGAAGAUUCAUUUAAAGAGAAACAGGAAUCAUUAGAGAAAAAAAUUGAUGAAUUAAAAAGGGAAAAUGAAUCUUUAAAUGAAAAGUUAAAGUUGGAAGAGCAAAAACAAAUAGACAAAGAAAAAGCAAAUCUGAAAAACCCUCAGAUUAUGUAUCUGAAACAGGAACUGGAAAGUUUGAAAGCAGUGUUGGAGAUCAAGAAUGAGAAACUACAUCAGCAAGAUAUAAAGCUGAUGAAGAUGGAAAAACUGGUGGAAAACAACACUGUCUUAAUGGAUAAAAUGAAGAAGUUUCAGCAGGAAAAUGAAGAACUAAAAGCUCGGAUGGACAAACACAUGCAACUUUCAAGGCAACUUUCCACAGAGCAGGCAGUUUUACAGGAGUCUCUAGAGAAAGAAUCAAAGGUAAAUAAGCGUCUAUCAAUGGAAAAUGAAGAACUUCUAUGGAAGCUACAUAAUGGGGACCUGUGCAGCCCUAAGAAAGUGUCACCUAGUUCUCCACCAAUGCCUUCUCAGUCACCAAGGAAUUCUGGCUCCUUCUCUGCUCCUACAGUAGCACCAAGAUGACCUCUUUUGAAAUGAGGGGGAGACUACAUAAAAGCAUUUCACUUGUGAUCUGCAGAACUGAUCCGAACUCCAAUCACGGGAGCAAGAGCUAUAUUAGCUGAGUGUGAUGACUGAAUUAUAACUGGAAUUAUUGGUGUGGAAAACUGUUCUAAUAUGGGAGUAAGACUUUAUAUUUCUCCUCCAAAAAAGACUUCAGUAAUGACUAUAGACAUUGUUGCACAAAGCACUUACAGAGCAAGGGAAAUCUUGUUCAUUGCCUUUUUCACCUAACUCUAAGAAAAAAGCUCAGGGGCUUAUAGAUAAAGACCACAACCUCUAUAAUGUGUUCCUUAUCACAGACACCUUUCUGAGACUGUGGAUGUGUGGUGUGGAUGUAACACACUGUGUGUGUGUGUGUGUGAGAGAGAGAGAGAUGCUGCCUUCUUUGCUGUGUAUGUAAUAAAGGACAAAACCUAAAGAAUAUACAUUGACAUGUACUUAAUAAUGUUGUCAAUAUGCAUGUUUUAUAAAAGGUUACCCUUAACUGCGGUUGAGGAGAAACUACCACUUGUAUUAUAGGCUAGUUUCCACCUCAUCUUUCUGCUUCUGUUUAGUAAGAGGAUGGCAGGAAAUGUUUUAUCUGUUGACUUGUCAGUGUCUCUACCUACCUUUAUAGUGCAAUUGAGUGUUUUUUCUAAAAAAUUCAGUCUGAUCACCAGAGUUGAAACUGCAGCCAUACUGUCUGAAAGCUUUUUAGCUUUCCCACUUGUAGCGGUAUCAUGGUCUAUUAAGAUGGCAGCAUUGCAUUUUUUCAGGAUACAGUCACGUUUAGAACACUUUUUGCUAAAAUAGAAGUGGGGAAGUAAGGUGAUAAUUCUGGAACAUUGAAAUUGACAAUCUCUGCAACUCUACUAUAAUCAGAGGUCAAAACAUUAAAAUGACUAGAUUUAGCAUUAAACCCCCAUACUGCAGACAUGCAACCAGACCCAAUCCCCUUGUCUGCUGAAAACAAACACCCAAACAAGCAACCAUUACUUCCUAAGAAAAGCCCGGUAAUUUCAAAGGCCACCUGUAGAGAAGAGGAGGGUCCUGAUCUAAUUGAAGACAGGAUUUGCAAACCAAAAAGGGAAAAAUAAGUAGGAUGACAAAACAUUCUUUGAAAGGGGAAUGAGAACUGUAAUAAGCUUCAAAAAGCAACUGAUACCAUUUCUCUGAUUUUUGAUGAAGUUUUGUUUUUUAAAUGUUGUGCCCUUAUUUUAACUUUCAGCAGUGUUACCAAUAUAACUGUAUGGAGGGGUGGGAAGAACAACAUGUGGUUCCACAGCUCACCUCUCCAAUGUUUCCCAAUUUCACUUGGAGGAAGUUUCCCCUUAAGUUAAAACAAACAUGUCUGUGUUGCUGAAGAUGGAUGUAACAUUUUACACUAUGUUUCGAAUUAAGGUAGUCACAGUGCAUCUCUGGUCUUGUUACUGUUUUGGUCUGCACUUCUUUUAAAAAUCCCAUGUAUCCUGUUUUGUAAGUACAGUUUCAACUUCUACUUAUGGUUACAGAAUGUUGUCUCUGCUUCUGAUUGGGGGUUGUUUUUAAACCAGGAAUAUUCUACUGUCAACAGUGUUAGCAAUAAGGUAAAUCUUGUGCUUCACUGUAUUUUUCCAGCAGACUGGGAAAGGAAGUCCAGUGGAUGGGAGGGGAAGGGAAACGAAACUUGAAAAGCAUUUCAAACCAAACAUUUCAUCUAGGAUAUGAAAACGCUGGCACUUCAGAAAGUGCAUGGGUGUACAAAGUUAUAGCAGUGCUCAUUCUGUAACUAUGAAAUUGUAAUAUAUUCAAGCUUGUAAUUAAAUUUAAUCUACGCAAUGUACAAGUGAAAUCUGACUCCAGGAACAUUUUACUUAAUUUGCCUCUUUUUAUCCCCUUUAAGGCACUGUACAUGCCACUGUAGUUCAAGUGGUGUCAGCAAUUAUAAACACUGUUUUCCACAGAUUUAUAACUUAACUGUAAAAAUCUGCUGUGGGCUGAAACUUGGCUUAAAAGUAUUUCUUAGAGCAUUCUUUGCUUUGAUAAGGUUAAGGAAAUUGGAUCAUGUAUAUUUGAGAUGUGUUUAAAAAUAAAUUUUUUUUUACUCGUUUGA
Messenger RNA from Caretta caretta (loggerhead turtle), 6681 nucleotides. It is a transcript of the gene MTUS1, whose product is annotated as microtubule associated scaffold protein 1. The record is from RefSeq and is a predicted model, not a curated record. Lineage: Eukaryota; Metazoa; Chordata; Testudines; Cheloniidae. Gene Ontology annotation, cellular component: nucleus; cytoplasm. Gene Ontology annotation, biological process: regulation of macrophage chemotaxis. Gene Ontology annotation, molecular function: microtubule binding.